Messenger RNA from Scheffersomyces amazonensis, 947 nucleotides. RefSeq lists its product as uncharacterized. The transcript has a single exon. The coding region runs from base 263 to 931 and encodes 222 amino acids. The record is from RefSeq and is a predicted model, not a curated record. NCBI's taxonomy places the organism in Eukaryota, Fungi, Ascomycota, Pichiomycetes, Serinales, Debaryomycetaceae.
UCAUAUACAGUCUAUACAGUCUAUACAGUCUAUACAGUCUAUACAGUUACUCAGGCUACUGUACACACUAUACAGUUUACACUAUACAGUCACAUUGUUGAACUUCUUUCCAUACAUUCCAUCGGUGUGGCUCACCCCACAAAUCCAUUUGUAAGCUCUGGUUUAAGUUUCUCUCAGUAAUAUACUUUUAACUUUUAUCUUCUCCUUCUCCUUCUUCUGCUUCUUCUAUUUCUCCUCCUACUUAUUUAAGUUUGUCUCCGCAAUGUCUAAAAACAUUAUCGUCUUUGGAGCACACGGUAAGAUCGGUCAAUUGUUUGUUACUUUGGCUUCCAACCAACAUAAAGUAUCAGCAGUUGUUCGUAAUCAUGAACAAGCAUCACAAAUUAAUCUGAUCGCAUCAGUAGCUCACAAUGUUAAAUCUCAUCAAUUAACUAUUGAUGAAGCAUCAGUUGAAGAAAUUUCUCACCUUAUUAAAGGUCAUGAUGUUGUAGUAUUUACAGCUGGAAGUGCCGGAAAGAAUUUAUUACAAGUUGAUUUAGAUGGAGCCGUUAAAACUUUUGAAGCUAGUGUAUUAGCAAAUGUUCGUAGAUAUAUAUUAAUUAGUGCAAUUCAUGCUGAAAGUCGUCAAUUUAUUGCAAAAUCUCCCAUUAAAAAUUAUUAUAUAGCUAAACAUUAUGCUGAUAGAAUUCUUAUUAAUGAAUUUAAUAAUAGUUUAGAUUUUACAAUUUUAAAACCAACUCAAUUAGUUGAUAAUAAGCCUACUGGUAAAAUUCAAUUAUUUACUAAUGAUAAUGAACCAAUUGGUACAGUAACAAGAGCUGAUGUGGCUCUGGUAAUUUUAAAAGUUAUUGGCUUAUCAAAUACUUUUGGUAAGAGUUAUAAUUUUGCUAAUGGAACUUUAUCUAUUGAUAAUGAAAGUACUUACAAUUAGUUGUCUACUUAUUUGG